Funneliformis geosporum is the source of this 382-nucleotide messenger RNA. The record is from the annotation of a GenBank genome assembly. NCBI's taxonomy places the organism in Eukaryota, Fungi, Glomeromycota, Glomeromycetes, Glomerales, Glomeraceae.
UAAUAGUGAUGAAAGUGAAUCGGAUUCGAGUGAUGUUCUGAAAACUUUGGAAAUAAAUGCUUAUGAUACUGUUAACACUUUAUAUAAUAAAAAUGAAAUUGAAGAGAAUGAUCGGGAAAAAAGAGAACCAGGUAUUUAUUAUUUCAUUGUACCAGUAAAUGGAGAAGAAUCUGAAACACUCCAAAUUUCCAUUUCUACAUCAUAUCCAAUAUCUAACUUGUCAGAAAUUAGUCAGGCAACUGAUCAACAAAUUUUAAGAAAAAAUCCUAUAAUUAUUGAAAAACUUGUUAAGAGUUGUGAUGAGUAUACUAUUGAUUUAGCAAUUCUAACAAAACUUGGAGUGAUAAAGUUAUUACCAGUUCGAGAAUUAUUGACUUGUUAG